GCACCCUUUAACGUAAUUUCCGGCUGGAAGCGGAACUGCGAGUGAGAAGCGGGGAGUGCCUGGAUCAAGAUGGCGGCGGGGCCCAUCUCGGAACGGAACCAAGAUGCCACCGUCUACGUGGGCGGCCUGGACGAGAAGGUCAGCGAGCCCCUCCUGUGGGAGCUCUUCCUCCAGGCGGGCCCCGUCGUCAACACCCACAUGCCCAAAGACAGAGUCACCGGCCAGCACCAAGGCUAUGGGUUUGUGGAAUUCCUCAGCGAGGAGGAUGCUGACUACGCCAUCAAGAUCAUGAACAUGAUCAAGCUCUACGGGAAGCCAAUCCGGGUCAACAAGGCCUCAGCUCACAACAAGAACCUGGAUGUGGGUGCCAAUAUCUUCAUUGGCAACCUGGAUCCAGAGAUUGAUGAGAAGCUGCUGUACGACACAUUCAGCGCCUUUGGGGUCAUCCUGCAGACUCCCAAGAUCAUGCGUGACCCCGAUACAGGCAACUCCAAGGGCUACGCCUUCAUCAACUUUGCCAGCUUCGAUGCCUCAGAUGCUGCCAUCGAGGCCAUGAAUGGACAGUACCUGUGCAACCGCCCCAUCACCGUCUCCUACGCUUUCAAGAAGGAUUCGAAGGGCGAAAGACAUGGCUCAGCAGCUGAGCGCCUCCUGGCUGCACAGAAUCCCCUCUCCCAGGCCGACCGGCCGCAUCAGCUCUUUGCGGACGCUCCACCCCCACCCUCGGUGCCCACCCCGGUGGUUACCACCUUGGGACCAGGGGUUACUCCUCCAGGCAUCCCCCCACCUGGAUCAUUCCCUCCCCCGGUGCCCCCUCCAGGAGCCUUGCCGCCAGGACUGCCUCCAGCCAUGCCACCUCCACCCAUGCCACCAGGGGCUGGUGCCCCAGGACCCCCUUCCACAGGAGCGCCUGGUGGGGCACAUCCUCCCCACCCACAUCCUUUCCCUCCUGGUGGGAUGCAUCCAGGAAUGCCGCAGAUGCAGGUCCAUCAUGGAAUGCCCGGGAUGGGCCCACAUCACCCUGGACCCCCAGGGGCAGGGGGGCAGCCGCCACCCCGCCCACCCCCAGGCAUGCCCCAUCCUGGGCCGCCCCCUAUGGGCCUGCCACCCAGGGGACCUCACUUUGGAUCGCCAAUGGGUCAUCCUGGUCCCAUGCCACCUCAUGGGAUGCGCGGGCCACCUCCCUUGAUGCCACCCCAUGGAUACAACGGCCCCCCUCGGCCCCCUCCCUACAGCUACCAGCGCAUCCCUCUCCCACCUCGUCCUGCUCAACGGCCCAUGGUGCCUCCGCGGGGGCCCAUGCGGGGGCCUCUCCCUCCCUAGGCCACAGUGUGUGACCAGCCAGCCUGAAAAAGCAGCCUUCUCCAGCGGGUCUCCCGUUUUCUGUUUCUUUUUGGACAAACAUUCCAGCAAGCGGCCUCUCCCUCUUCUGGAGUGAAAAACACAGCCGCCUGUUUGGCAGCGUUGAGGGUUUGUUCAUCCUGAUCAUUUUUAUUAGCUGUGUCCCCUUGAAGAAGAGCAGGUUUUUUGGUUUUCCCUUUUUUUAAUGGUCCUUUUUGUGAAAUCCAACUGAGAAACUGCAGUUUUGAAAUAAAAGAGGAGGAAGGUUCUCUUUGGAAAUAUCCUGUAA
This is a messenger RNA of Candoia aspera, 1630 nucleotides long. It is a transcript of the gene SF3B4, whose product is annotated as splicing factor 3b subunit 4. Bases 70 to 1323 code for a protein of 417 amino acids. Gene Ontology annotation, molecular function: RNA binding. Gene Ontology annotation, cellular component: nucleolus; U2 snRNP; U12-type spliceosomal complex. The transcript has 6 exons. NCBI's taxonomy places the organism in Eukaryota, Metazoa, Chordata, Lepidosauria, Squamata, Candoiidae. The record is from RefSeq and is a predicted model, not a curated record. Gene Ontology annotation, biological process: positive regulation of mRNA splicing, via spliceosome.